Molecule: messenger RNA, 359 nt
Organism: Sphenostylis stenocarpa
Lineage: Eukaryota; Viridiplantae; Streptophyta; Magnoliopsida; Fabales; Fabaceae
Source: the annotation of a GenBank genome assembly
CUGGUUCCAAUCCAAAGGAGUGUCUUUCAAACGCAUCUGUGUUCGGCUUAGUUUGCGGUCAAGGUGGGAGUGCAAAAGUUGGUCAUGUUGACCCAAAGUUACUUUUGAAAAUAAUUGGAUAUUCUCUUUUGUACCUUUUGGAUACUUCCCUUGACCCCACUUGUUCAAAGCAUGUUGUGGAUAAGAACUCCUAUACUGGAAGGUCAUUCAGUUUCUUGGGUUUGCCUAUUAACAAAACGGUUUUCUGGGUCCAGCCAGGCUCAAAGGGAUUAACAUCCUUCGUCUUCUUCUUCUAUGGGGGUUUUAGUAGGGAAAUCGUUUAUUCGGCCAUUAUUGCCAACGAUUUCUUCGUUCCUUAA